Monosiga brevicollis MX1 is the source of this 1038-nucleotide messenger RNA. RefSeq lists its product as uncharacterized. The transcript has 4 exons. The record is from RefSeq and is a predicted model, not a curated record. Lineage: Eukaryota; Choanoflagellata; Craspedida; Salpingoecidae. Gene Ontology annotation, cellular component: nucleus; cytoplasm. Gene Ontology annotation, molecular function: protein serine/threonine phosphatase activity. The coding region runs from base 115 to 1038 and encodes 307 amino acids.
AGUUACACACACACACACACGCACACUUUGGUCUUUUGUAUUUCCCGCGCAGGGUCACUCGCUUUUCGUCGUCAUCGUCGCCGUCCCUGUUGCUAUCCAGCUCACCGUCAAAUCAUGUCGUCCGUCGACGUUGACAAGAUCAUCUCAAAGCUGCUCGAGGUCCGCGGCAGCCGACCUGGCAAGACUGUUGACCUGACCGAGGCUGAGAUUCGCGGUCUGUGUGUCAAGUCGCGUGAGAUUUUCCUCAACCAACCAAUCCUCCUCGAGCUGGAGGCUCCCCUCCGCAUCUGCGGUGACACCCAUGGUCAAUACUACGAUUUGCUGCGCAUGUUUGAGUAUGGUGGCUUCCCCCCCGAGUCCAACUACCUCUUCCUUGGCGACUAUGUUGACCGUGGCAAACAGUCCCUGGAAACCAUCUGCCUCUUGCUGGCCUACAAGAUCAAAUACCCCGAGAACUUUUUCCUGCUGCGUGGCAACCAUGAGUGCGCCAGUAUCAACCGCAUCUACGGCUUUUACGAUGAGUGCAAGCGCCGUUACAACAUCAAGCUCUGGAAGACCUUCACCGACUGCUUCAACUGCCUGCCCGUUGCUGCUCUGAUUGAUGAGAAGAUCUUCUGCUGCCAUGGUGGCCUUUCCCCCGACCUGCAGUCCAUGGAGCAGAUCCGCCGUAUCAUGCGCCCUACCGACGUGCCGGACACGGGCCUCCUCUGCGAUCUCCUCUGGGCUGAUCCCGAGAAGGACUCAACGGGCUGGGGCGAGAACGAUCGCGGUGUCUCGUUCACCUUUGGCCCCGAGGUGGUUGAGAAGUUUUUGCACAAGCACGACAUGGAUCUCAUCUGCCGUGCCCAUCAAGUGGUGGAAGACGGCUACGAGUUUUUUGCCAAGCGUCAGCUCGUGACCAUCUUCUCUGCACCAAACUACUGCGGUGAAUUUGACAACGCGGGUGCCAUGAUGAGCGUUGAUGAGAGCCUGAUGUGCUCCUUCCAGAUUCUCAAGCCCGCGGACAAGAAGACCAAGUACUCUGGCUUCAAGAAGUGA